Cyclopterus lumpus (lumpfish) is the source of this 1478-nucleotide messenger RNA. RefSeq lists its product as uncharacterized. The coding region runs from base 56 to 1000 and encodes 314 amino acids. The record is from RefSeq and is a predicted model, not a curated record. The transcript has 8 exons. NCBI's taxonomy places the organism in Eukaryota, Metazoa, Chordata, Actinopteri, Perciformes, Cyclopteridae.
CUUUGUUCCACUUGCUGUCAUCUAGGAAGGCAGAAGAAGCGAUAACGUACUCACAAUGGCAAAACACAACAUAAGCCUGGCGAUUGCCAUCGUGCUGGCAUUGGUCUUCUUCAUCAUCACUAUGGUGUUCACUGCUCUGGCGGGGCCGGGGAUAUAUCCAUUUUUGUCAACGACCCGUAACAUUUCAGAUGAGUUUGUAACCCAGAUCACACCAGCAGGGUGGACUUUUACUAUCUGGUCGAUCAUUUACAUCUUUCUGGCUUCAGUGUUGGUGUAUCUCAUCUCCGGUAUCUUCAGAAAGAAUGCAUACGGUUACGUCUACUGCAGCCCGGCUAUUUUGCCACAUGGAUUCUUUGUGGUUUGGUGCUUGAAUCUGGGCCUCAAUACUGCCUGGUUGUUCCUGUGGGACAGAAAGUUGAUGCCUGUUGCACUGGCUUUCCUCAUCCUAAUUGCCUUGAGUAACUACGCCCUGAUAUUCUUCUCCUGCCACGGUCUCCACAUCUAUGGAGCCUGGCUCAACAAGUACCACAAAGUAGACCUGUGGCUUCACCGUGUGUUGGUUCAGAACGGUAUUGCCAUAUAUGCAACAUGGACAACCAUUGCAUCCCUCGUCAACCUGACCAUCGUGCUGGAUCACGAUGCAAAUAUGUCCCCGGCGGACGCUGCCACCGUCUCACUCUCGGUUUUGACUGUACUGUUGUCUGUGUGGUUUUUCCUCGAAAACUUUGUCCUCGACAAACACGUGAGGUACAUUGUGAGCAUUUACCCCGCUGUGAUCUGGGCAGUGACGGGAGUGUUCACGAAAAACAACGAUGCUGCAGAUCCUAGUCGCAAUAACAUCUUCCUUUCUGCUCUCUUGGCCGUAGCCUGCACGUUGUGUGCUGCACGGUUUUUCUUGGUCAUUUGGAGGCACAUCAAAAAUCCAUUUUACGAAGACCUCAGCCCAGAGAGCAUGUCUCCGAUGGAGAUCGCUGAGAAUCAGAAAAAGAUAUUUCAGUAAAGAUUUUAAUGGAUACUUUUAUGAUAAACCUUUUUAUAUCCAUACAGUAUUGGUUCUGGAUGAGGUGCAUUUCUAAAUGCUUUCUAUGUAUUGUAAUGUAUGACUGUUUUACCUGGGAGUAAAUUAAAUUAUAUGAUGCUGAGGUCCAAUUUAAGUUUGCCUCAUGUACUCAGCUUUAAAUACAUUGUUUACUUAAACUACACUUUCAGUUGUAAUGAGAUGCUAAAUUAAUUGAACUGUAUUCUUCUUACGGAUAUGAAAAAAUGGAAGUCACUGUUUGUUUUUGUAAAUGCGUUUUAACCUUUAUUUUGUAUCCUUUAAAAAAAUUAAUAUUGCUUUCCUCCAAUGUUAUGCUUUCGUUGAAUCAUUUGUGGUAUAUAAGAGAUAAGAAAUACUGCAACUGUUUAAAUCAAUUGUGCAAUCAUUUCCCUGGUAGUUCACUGAAGUAGCUGUUAGGUUGUAGUGGAUUUUAUAUAUA